AUGCGGACAACCACAGGAUCACUGCUUCUCGCAGCAGGAGCUGUCGCAUCGGCACAGUCGAGCUAUGGCAGCUCCGACUCGAGCUCUCCAUACCCUCCAUUCUCCGGCAACGCAUUCGAGAAGCUCACCAUCAGCGCGCAAGGCAUCAAUGCUUCCUUCAUCCCGUACGGAGCUCGCUUGACGGACCUCUAUGUGAACGACAAGAAUGGGCAGGCUCAGGAUGUGGCGGUGGGCUAUGAUGAGGGAUCGCAGUACCUGAUUGACAGCGAAACCAACCAUACUUUCUUCGGAGCUGUGGUGGGAAGAUAUGCGAACAGAAUCAAGAACGGCACAUUCACAAUCGACGGCGAGACUUCCCACAUCCCUACCAACGAGCACGGUGGCGCGAAUACACUGCACGGUGGCGACGUAGGCUAUGAUCAGCGCAACUGGACUGUUGUCUCGCACACGAACAACAGCAUCACCUUCUCCUUCUACGACGAUGCACUUGAAGGCUUCCCAGGCUCUGUCCUCAACGUCGGCACCUUCAGCGUGAACGACGAGCAAGAGUUCGUCUCUCGUCUCGUCUCCAUCCCAAUCGACGAAGCCACUCCAAUCAUGCUCUCGCACCACAUCUACUGGAACAUCGGCGCAUUCAUCGACGACGACGCCAUCACGAUCCUGAACGACACUCUUCAGCUCCCAUACGCCGACCGCUACAUCCAGACCGAUGGCAUCCUCGUACCGAAUGGCAGAAUUGGUGUCACCAAAGGAACUGGCCUCGACUUCCAAAAGCCCACCAUCAUCGGUGACAACAUCGAAAAGACCAACGGCUCAGACUUCUGCGGUACCGGCUGUGUCGGCAUCGACAACGCCUUCAUCAACGACCGCUCACCAUACGCCGGCCAAUACGAUCCCAACUUCAACGUCCUCCACACCUACUCCCCCAGCUCCGGCAUCCAGCUCGAUGUCUCGACCAACAUGAACGGUUUGCAGAUCUACACUUGCGUUGGACAGAAUGGCACGAUCCCGGUCAAGGCUAGCCAGAACCAUAUCGAGGGUCAGACCACGUUUGUGGAGAAGUUUGGAUGUAUUGUGAUUGAGACGCAGGAUUGGAUCGAUGGUAUCAACAACCCGCAAUGGGGCCGUGAUCAGUAUCAGGUCUUCACGCCUACGACGGAGCCGGCUGUUAACAUGGCCAAGUUCAAGUUCAGCGUCCCGGCGGCGUCGAAGCUUACACAGCAGUAG
Fulvia fulva is the source of this 1227-nucleotide messenger RNA. Its product is annotated as putative aldose 1-epimerase. Gene Ontology annotation, molecular function: aldose 1-epimerase activity; carbohydrate binding. Bases 1 to 1227 code for a protein of 408 amino acids. Lineage: Eukaryota; Fungi; Ascomycota; Dothideomycetes; Mycosphaerellales; Mycosphaerellaceae. The transcript has 3 exons. Gene Ontology annotation, biological process: glucose metabolic process; beta-D-galactose catabolic process via UDP-galactose, Leloir pathway. The record is from RefSeq and is a predicted model, not a curated record.